Messenger RNA from Microplitis demolitor, 3631 nucleotides. RefSeq lists its product as uncharacterized. Gene Ontology annotation, molecular function: isomerase activity; carbohydrate binding. The coding region runs from base 861 to 1697 and encodes 278 amino acids. Gene Ontology annotation, biological process: carbohydrate metabolic process. The transcript has 9 exons. The record is from RefSeq and is a predicted model, not a curated record. Lineage: Eukaryota; Metazoa; Arthropoda; Insecta; Hymenoptera; Braconidae.
AGAUCCUCAUGAUGAUGAUGCGGGUGGGUGAUGACAAGCCUGAUGAUAGACACAGACUUGAUUUACGCAGAUGGCGGUAAAUAAUCUGCAAUCUUGGGAAUUGAAUAAUAAAAAAAAUUUUUAAACUAAGAAAAUAAAGCAAGUAUGAGUAAUUCGAGGUUCAAAAUGCCAUCCUAGGACCUAAGGACCUAAAACAGGAAUGAAAUUUGAGGAAUUUACUUCUCUGGCCCGUUUUUGAAAUUUCAUACCUGGGGUUUCUCUCAGGAACCGCAGAAAUUUUAUUCUUCAUGAAAACGGCGAAUAUGUCAAUCAGGAUUCUGUGGUCCAGAUUCUAGGCUUCCAAUCCCCAUUCAAGAAAUCGAUAGCAAGAGUUCCAUUGAUGAUUUCAUUUUUUCAGAACUUUUCUUGAAUUCUAUUCCUCAAACAAGAGAAAUACCCAUUGAAGAUCACCAAAGGACAAAGGAUUCCUUGUUUUUGGUGGCACGUAAUUAAUUCAAAAACUCAAAGGUAACUUCAUUAUUGCCAAAUGAUCAUCAACCCACCUGCCAUCUGUUAUCAGCAGUAAUAAGCUUAAACAGAAAAAUGACCGCUGAUAAACCAGUAGCUGUUGAAGAUUGGCUGGAAAGUUUAACAGGAAGGGAUGAAUGUAAAAUAUUUGAGUGGUGGGAGAUCAGCCGGGAGCGUUGAACAAAGGUCGUCCGCGUCCUGAGAAGUGCCGGCGAGUAGACCGUACAAGACACUCACCAGCUCGACAUCAAAAACUAUUAGUGGUACAUAAGAUACCGUAAUCCAGAUCACAUCUCGUGAGGUUUAAUAAUACAAACUAUUACAGGCAGAGUGGCGGUGUUAUUUGUGAUAACAUGGCAGCGGCUACCAGCGUUGUCGUUCUCGAUCGGGGCAACAAUACCACCUGCACUAUUAAUUUACACGGAGCUACAGUAGUUUCUUGGAGGGUUAACAAUCAAGAACAGCUGUUCGUUAGUAAGCAAGCGGUGUUCGACGGGAAGAAGGCCAUUAGAGGUGGAAUUCCAUUUGUCUUUCCUCAAUUCGGAGCGUGGUCAUUCGGACCAGGACAUGGGUUUGCCAGGAUCAUGCGUUGGAAUGUUGAAAAAUCACCUGAAAGACUACCGAGUGGUGAUGUCGAAGCGAUAUUUUCAAUAAUGGACAAUGAGUUCACUCGUUCCAUGUGGAAUUAUCCGUUUCGAUUAACUUACAGGCUGAUUUUACGUGAAAAAGAGCUUCAUUUUAAUAUUGGCGUUUACAAUCCCAGCAAAGAGCACACUUUCAGCUUCAAUUUACUUUUGCACACAUACUUCAAGGUUCCCGAUGUUAGAAGGUGUCAAAUAACUGGUCUUCAUGGCUGUACUUUCAUCGACAAGACGAGGGAUAAUCAAAUCUUCCAAGAAGGCUUAGACGUCGUUACCGUCCGCGAGUGGACUGACAGAAUUUAUCAAAAUACUCAGCCCGAGCAUAUAAUAACUAAUGUAGUGUCGGGUCGUAAAAUGCGCGUUCAAAAGUACAACUUUCCCGACACAGUUAUUUGGAAUCCGUGGCAAGAAAAAGCUCGAGACAUUCCUGACUUUGGUGACGACGAAUUUCCAAAUAUGAUUUGCGUCGAAAGUGGACACGUCAGUAGCCCGGUUAUACUUUUGCCAGGAACUGCUUUUGAGGCUAGUCAAAUCCUUCAGGUCAUGUGAGUAGAGGGUGGAGUAUCAUCGAGCCAAGUGCCGUCAAAUAAUUCCGUCACAUCGGACCACUUUCUUCCUGCAUCGGGUACUUUGUCACCAGCGCGGCCACGCGCAACUGUUGGUUGGCCGGCCAGUCCACCAAAUUGGCUCUAUGUUCAAUCUCCAAUGCAGACACCCACGACACCUAAUCAUCAUCAUCUUCAUCACCACCACCACCAUCACCAUCCGUCGCAUCAUUACUCAAACUGUAUUACACAGUCUUGUUCAAUCUGUUCUCUCAAUCUCUAGAUACUUUGCUGGUAUAAACAAAUCGUGUACCAGCUUGUCAAUCAAUUUUUAUCAGAUAGUUUAAACUACUGUUAUUAUUAUUAUUUUUAUUUCUUUUACUAUUAACAUUGCGGUAUAAGUAACGCAGUUUAUCAGGUUGAUAUACAUUCCCAAUAGAUUAUUCCUUGGGCGUUGUCUCGAGAUGACUGGUGAUUUUAUUAUUAUUAUUAUUAUUAUUAUUAUUAUAUUUACUUUAAUCCCGUUGAUGUUACAGAUAAAGCAAUGGUGCUAUUGUAAGUUACUGUAGACUUAGAUAUAGAGAAUCAUUAAUUUAAUCAGCCCACCGACUUUAAAUCGUAGGGUCUGUUUUUGUUUCUAUUUUUAUUAAUUAUUAUUAUUUUUACCGUAACCGCAUUUACAUGUGAAUUACAAGCAAUAGUAAAUUUUAAAUACAAGAUUAAGGUACUCUCAGACAGUACCCCCACUUUUUAGAAUUUUAUUGCUAUAUUAAAAUUUAAUUAAUUAAAAAAAAAAAAUUGAAACUUUAAUUGUAAGAAGGAUAAUGUAGAAGGAAUUUCGCCGAGAUUAAUUUAAAAAAAAAAUUACUUACAGUUGAUAUCAAUUAAGAGUUAAACGAAAUUUUGAAAAUAAAUUUCAGUAAAAUUUUCAUGUCAAUUUUUAAAAUUUUGUAGGCUAAAAUUUAUUUUCAAAAUUUCAUUUAACUCCCAAUCAAUAUCAACUUUAAGUAAUUUUUUUAAAAUUCUAUUUCUCGGUAAAAUUACUUCUACAUUGUCCUUUUUUCAAUUAAUUAAUUAAAUUUUGAUAUGCUUAUAACAAUCGAAAGUCAUUUAAAAAGUGCGGACACUGUUUAAGAAUGGCCUUAAUUUAAAUUUUAAUUUAUAAUUCUACGACAUUUACUGUCAGUUCUUAUCUUCAUUGCAAUACAAUUAAAAUAUCAAUAGAAAAAUAUUAAUAACCAUUUCCAAUAAUAGUAAUAAUUAUAAAUCAAUGUAAUUUUUAAAAAAUUAUUUUAAUAUUUUGUACCCGUGUCGCUUUCUCAUGAAAUAUUUAAAUCUUUAGUUGAUUGUUAUUGUUAAGAAUGCGAUACUGAAAAAAAAAAUUAAAAAUGUAUACGAAGAAAAAAAGAAAAUUGCCAUUGAAUGAAAAUGUUAAAUAUUAUUAAUAAAUUAACAUCGAGUUGCAGCGGCUUUUUUUAGAUACUAAAUUAAUAUGAUACAAUAAAUAAGUAAAUAAAUAAAUUCGUAAAAUUUUUCAUAUUAAUUAAAACGAUGAUAAUUAUUACUGGAUAGUUUUAAUUGUUUAAAUAGACUCAGUUAACUACAGUUUAAUAAAACAGUGCAAGUAAUUGUAAAUAGAUAAUAAUUCAGAUGUUAAUUAUUCGCGUGAAAAUGCUGAUAAUUAAAAGUUAUAAAAAUUAGUUUUUGAUUAACUAAAUAAUGUGUAGUGAUUAAUUGAAAUUAAAAUUAAUCGAUAAUUAUUGAAAUAUAAUGCGUACAAUUGCAUUUUUUAUCUUUCCCAUAUGCGCUCUUUGUUUUUUUUUUUAAAUUUACAACAAAAUAAAAUCGUAAAAAUAAUAAAUAUAUAAAAUUCGUAUAGUUUACAAUAAAAAUAUGAUGGAUAAUGAUAACAAUGUGAAAAAAAUGUACUCUUGAUAG